GUCGCGGGUCUUGGGCCGUUUCCGUAUUCUUGCCAUGGAAACACAAUUAUCUAAGUCAAGGAACUCAUGGUAUAGGGUGGGGCUAACUGGUGCUAAGGGCGGAGCUCAAAAUGAAGUUACUGCAAAGAGCUCUAUAAGAAAACGAAUUAGUCGGAGACUAAUGCAGUGUGUUAAACAAAAGCCUGCUGGCAUAUUGCACUGCUCCAGCAAGAUACAACUAUUCCGUUUGACAACCAACACAAGUCUUUGGAAUCCAAGAAAAUAGACAAGGAUCUACUUUAACUGAAAGCGUAUCUCUGGUUUCAAACCCUCAACACAUCACACCUCCCUAAUGUCAGAGGUUUCAGACCCGGGGUGCAGCUCCAUGCCCAGGGGGGCCUUCUCGUGCAGCUCCAUGGCCCAGCUCCAUCGUAUGAGCAGCUACGGCCAGGGUGGUCCAGACCUGGGUCUUGCCUCAGAGGGCAGUGACAGCAUCGGGCGUAAGAACGUCCGCUCACGUUCCCGCCACAAUGACGUGGAGAUGAAGAGCAGUGGAUCCAGCGGGAGCGAGACCGAGUCACACGGCAACGAGAGCCACGGAAGCCAUGGAAACGAGAGCCACGGCAAUGAGAGUCAUGGCAACGAGUCGACAGGUAGCUCCAACGGCAACAGCAAGGACUCCGCCCUCCUGGAGUCGUCUGGGAGUAACAAGAGCCCCUCUCCUCCCAGUAGUUCCAAUGCCUUCAGCCUGCUGAGUUCUGUGCAGGACAACCCCUCCACCAGCGGCUGCAGUAGUGAGGAGUCCGCUAAGGCCAAGACCCAGAAGGAGCUGCUCAGGACCGCCAAGCAGCUCAGACAUCUCCUGCCUGCUGACAAGAGGAACAAAGGCAACAAGUCCAGCUCCCUAAACACCCUGAAAUACGCACUGCGCUGCGUGAAACAGGUGGAAGCCAAUGAGGAGUACUACCAGCUACUGAUGACCAAUGACAGUCAGCCAUCAGGCCUGGACGUGUCCUCUUACACCAUCGAGGAGAUAGACAGCAUCACCUCAGAGUACACCCUCAAAAACAAUGACAUCUUUGCUGUAGCUGUAUCUCUGAUCACGGGAAAUAUCGUCUACAUCUCAGACCAGGCCGCCUCCAUCCUCAACUGUAAACGGGGCAUCUUCAAGGAUGCCAAGUUUGUGGAGUUCUUGAUUCCCCAGGACGUUAGUGUUUUCUACAGCUUCACCACGCGCUACCGCCUGCCCUCCUGGAGCAUGUGCACCGGAGCAGAGUCAUCCCGGUCGAACUGCAUGCAGGAAAAAUCGUUCUUCUGUCGGAUCAGUGGUGGUAAGAAGUGUGAGGGGGACCUGCAGUACUACCCAUUCCGUAUGAACCCCUACCUGAUGAAGGUGCAGGAUAAGGUCCAUUCUGAGGACCAGUUCUGCUGCCUCCUACUGGCUGAGAAGGUGCACUCCGGAUACGAGGCUCCCAGAAUCCCUAGUGACAAGCGCAUCUUCACCACCACACACACUCCUAGCUGUGUGUUCCAGGAUGUGGAUGAGAGAGCUGUUCCACUUCUUGGGUACUUCCCCCAGGAUCUGAUUGGCACCCCAGUCCUUCUUCUCAUGCAUCCCGAUGACAGGCCUGUCAUGUUGGCCAUUCACAAGAAGAUCCUUCAGUACGCUGGCCAGCCGUUCGACCACUGCUCCAUCAGGUUCUGCACACGGAACGGAGAGUACGUCAUUGUCGACACCAGCUGGUCCAGCUUCAUCAACCCCUGGAGCCGCAAGGUCUCCUUCGUUAUCGGGAGGCACCAAGUCCGCAUAGGCCCGGUGAAUGAGGAUGUGUUUGAGGCCCCGCUCCCUGCCCUCAUGGAGACUAUGGACUCUGAAGUCCAGAAGAUCACGGAGCAGAUCCACAGAUUGCUACUACAGCCGGUGCACAAUACUAGCUCCAGUGGCUACGGUAGCGUGGGAAGCAACGACUACCUUGCAGCAUCUCAGGUGAUGACCAGCGAGGGCAGCCCAAGCAGGACACGCAUCGAGGGGGAGAGCAGCUGGGCCAAACCUCAGAGGUCAUUCCAGGAAAUCUGUAAAGGUAUCCACCUCCAGAAGAGUCGGGAACAGCAGAUCUACCAAGCCUCCUCCUCAGCCAGGCCUGAGACCAAGAAGAGCCCUGGCAAGUUCCUCCAGAAGAGUCCAGCUGUGGUGCGUUCCAAGGAAUCUGCAGCCCCUGUGGCCCCUCUGAGUUGGAGGGACAGUGGGGUCAGUGCUGGGGUCAGUGCUGGGGUCAGUGGGCUGAGCCUGGAGGACCGCAGCAGCAGGACUGCAGUACAGGAGGAGCAGCUGGCCUUCAACGACCAAACGGUCUACUCCUACCAACAGAUCAGCUGUCUGUACAGCGUCAUCAGAUAUCUAGAGGGCUGUAAUGUUCCCAUCACUAUGAAGAGGAGGUGCCACUCUUCUGACAGCACUAUGUCCUCAGAUGAGGACAAGCAGAAAGGAGGGGACAAUCCCAUGCAAUUAUCUGAAGACCCUGCACUGUUUAAUCAUCAGCCUGGUCUAACCCCUGUGGAUGACGUCAUCACAGACAAAAAGACAUACGCUACGACCUCAGCCACAGGGGCAGUGGGCUCCUCCCUGGCGACCCUUGCUGUACCACCAUGCGGUAAAGCCGAGAGCGUGGUGUCAGUAGCAAGCCAGUGUAGCUACAGCAGCACCGUCGUCCAUGUAGGAGAUAAGAAACUGCAGCCCGAGUCAGAGAUCAUCGUAGAUGUAUCUGUGGCACGGGUGGAGAGGGGCAACCAGACCCCUGGGCCUCCCCCCAAUGCUGUUUCACCUCCCAGCCUGGAGAGGGAGCCCUAUAAGAAGCUCGGUCUGACCAAGCAAGUCCUAGUAGCCCACACCCAGAAGGAGGAGCAGACCUUUCUGUGUCGCUUCAGGGAGCAGAGGGGAGUCCAGGCCUUCCAGGCCAACUGUUCCCAAUACCUGGAGCGCCAGAAGGGACAAGGCGCCGCUGAUGCUCUGCCCGCUGUGCGCCCAUGCAAACAGGCCGAGCCCGCUGCCCGUCAAAGUGGGCGCAACAAGAAGACCAAGUCUAAGCGGGUGAAACAGAACGAGUCGUCCGACAGUUCCGUGUCUCAUAGGAGAAGACAGCCGCAGCCCCGACCCCACCUCCUCAACCAGGGCCUCAACCAGACCUCCUGGUCCCCCUCCAACACUUCCCAGUCCACUUUGCUGCCCCUGGCUUACCCCACCGUGGUGCCAGUCUACCCCCUCCAGGUCUACCCUGGGGCGGGCACCAUGGCUGGCACCAUGCCUACUCGCCCAGAGAAUUCAUUGGCAGGCUUCGGUGACAGCCAGUGCAACCAGGAUCCCCAGUGCCCGCCACCAAACAUCCAGCCCUUGCCCUUCUUUACUCCCAUGGUGACCCCUGUGGUGGCUCUGGUUCUCCCCACCUGCAUGUUCCCUCAAAUGGGAAGCGGGGCUCCAGGACAGCAGCCUUUCUACCAGGCCGAGAAAGCCGGCUACCCCUCUCAGUCGCAGCCCUUCCUCCCACAGACAUCCCUCACCUUACCUGUCCAGGGUCCUUUCCCGGCUCAGCCACAGGCCUUCCCCCUACUGACGACCUUCCCAGUCUCCGCCCAGCCUUUCUCAUUCUCCAUGCCCAUGGAGGCUCCCAAGCCACCUGGGGAAACCACCCAGUCUCGCUGCUCCCCGCAUGGGACCAUGGGCGGCAGGGACCAAGCGUCCUCCCCUCCACUGUUCCAAUCAUGGUGCAGCUCGCCCCUGCAGCUCAACCUACUGCAGCUGGAGGAGACGCGGUGCUCCCUGGAGAGACAAGACAGCAUGGUGGUGGUGCCCUCCGUUGGCACACAAGGGAAUAACGCUGUCAACAUGAAGCGGGGGAGCGUGGUCUGGCAAGCCAUGGAGAAGGUCAAGGAGCUUCAGCAGGUGGGCUCGCCGGGCAACGGUAACUAUAGCGACGUCAAUUCGUCAUCGAAUGACCUGCUGGACAUCCUGCUCCAUUCAGACUCUCGUUCAGGCACCAGCUCAGGCACUUCAGGGUCCAUGGGUUUCAGCUCUAAUGGCUGCGCAACAUCAGCUAGAACGUCUAACAGCGGAAUGUCUAAUAAAGGUGGAACGUUGGGAUGUAGAACGUCAGCUAGCGGACAGUCAGCUAGCGGAGUAUCUGGCAGUGGCACAGGGGCAUUGAGAGUGUGCUUAGGGAAGACCGAGAGAAACUACUUGUGAUGCAGAAGUGCCAGCCGUGCUUCACCGGGGAGCAGCAGAAAGAACUGGUGGAGGUCCACCCCUGGAUGAGGAGAGGAGGGCUGCCCAAGGUCAUGGACCUCAAGUGUGGGCUGUGAGGAGGACACUCCAAAGGUGUUGUUGUCUGAGGAGCAGCCUGGCCUGGAUAUGGGAGACACAGAGACUGAGGAGGUCAGCCCCUCCAGGAAGCCCAGCGAGGAGCCCUUUAACAUGGACACCUGUCCCUCUUCUGGCCUUGGAUCAUCAUAGCCACAUCCACCCCCUGAAUCUGCCCCUGUUAAUUGUAGCCGCAUCACCUCCGCAAAAGACUAAUUCUCAAGGGACAUCAAUUAUUCACCAAGUCCCACCCUCAGCUGUCCCUGACAAGACCGUUUUUUUUUUUAACCAGGCAAGUCAGUUAAGAACAAUUUAUUAUUUACAAUGACAGCCUCCCGGGUGAACAGUACCCUUGUUCAGGGUAGAACAACAAGAUUUUUACCUUGUCAGCUUGAGGAUUUGAUCCAGCAACCUUUCGGUUACUGGCCCAACUCUCUAACCACUAGGCUACCUGCCGCCACAUAUUAGACUGCCUAGUACUGCUUGCAUCCUGCGGGUACAAACCUUUUCUACAACAAACUAAACUGUAUGGAAAUUCUGCUACCGCCUGAGAGACUAGGGAACAUACAGACUGUUACAUCCCACCUGGUCAAUUCAUUUUCAAUGUGUGUGUGUGAGAGAGAGGAAAAAGAAGAGUGAGUUACAGUGGGUCCACAACACAGCUCAUGUUCUAUCUAUUGUUUUUUCACGUAUUGAAAUUAAUUGUUUUCAUUGAAAACGUUUUGACUGUAGUAGUCUUGUAUUUGUGUUAAUUUAGAGCCCUGGGGCUAGCAUCAACAUUUUAACACUGGUGCUCCAAACUUAAAGAAGUUAGGAGCACCACAUGAAAUGUAGGAGCACCAGAAUAUAUUAUUUUUUAUUGUAAUACAGCCUAUAUUGGGCCUAUACGAAUUCUAGGUACUUUUGAGGGACAUGAUUUUCCCUAGAAAAUAAAUGUAUAUAAGAUAUUAAUUUAUUGUAAAAGCUUAAAAAAAAUCUAUAUUUAACCUUUAUUUAACCAGGUAGGCCAGUUGAGAACAAGUUUUCAUUUACAAUUGCGACCUGGCAAAAUGUUGAUAGGAAUACCUGUCAUUGAAAUUACAAAGUCAUUCGUGGAAUAUUAGGUUCCUACAUUGUGUAAAAGCACUGUCGAGAUGCAUUACAUUGAAAAUUAUAUACUGUCUCUUUAAAAACGGCAGAAGAUCUGACAUUCAUUAUUUUCUAUGAUCACUGAUCUCCUGAAGAAAGGAAAAGGGAUAGCUUCUUUCUAUGCCCCCAAAUGUUUGGAUAUACUGGUAAUGUUACCAGGUUGUUAGCUAGCUAGCCAAUGAGGUAACAUGACUGAAGUGUAAACAAAUGGUUAACGACAUGGUUAUGAAUGGAAAAUGCGGUCCCAGCGAUCCACAAUAGGAAGUUUUAAUUCUAAAUGAACAGUCGCUAAGAUUAUAUUUGGUUCGCUCAUUGACAUAGGCUGUAGCAAAAGCUAAGCAAAGAGCCAUUUUACUGGUUGUGUUUUUUACAUUUAAUGCAGUUGAUUUGCGAUGAGGACGCAAACAUAAUAUUAAACAGGACAUUCAUACGAGCCUUAAAAUCCAAAAGUAGUGUGAAAUACACUCCUAAGCAACAUGUAAAUAGUAUUUUUUUGCGGGCAUUCUAUAACAAGUACCCUGUGUUCUGUCAUAACUUGCGCGCAUCACUCUUGUGCAACAAUGUUUGCAAAUACAGAAAGAGGUCUAUUGGGAGGAACUUCAUGUGUUUGGCUAAGCUUUGAGGAAAGAGUGUCCUAGGAUCAGCUUUCCCAAACACAAUACUAAGCAUCUUCCCAGUCGGUAUUAGAUAGGUGGUUACCUAGGUUACCCUAUUGGCUCACAGCAAAAACUUGACCUUUUUCAAACGCAAUUUUCUUGUCUACUUGUUUUAGUCAAUUACAAAACUACAUUUAAGACAAGUACAACAUGUCUAUUACUUUUCAACAUUGCCUGCUCCCGAGCAGUCUCGCUACUUAGAAAGACGUAAAAUUGUAAGGGCUUCACUCAAGCAUCUUCAUGACGAUGCUAGCAGUCACAUGAGUGAGUGCUACAGCUAGCUAGCCAAGACCAACAACAGAAACAAACAGACUAUACAGCUACAAGUAGUGAGUGGAGUUACAAACGGACUAUACUAAACAGGUUAAAUGUCUUACCUGUGAUGAAAUGUUUGCCACACACAUAGUUACGUGUACCUACUUGCAGGGGAGCAACUUUUACUGGGGACAGGGGGCAUGACCCCACUUUCUGAACAUUAUUCGACUGACGUAGCUGGAAAGGCAACUGCUGUUAAUUUUUUUUAGAGUUAGUAGUGUAACUGACAUGCAGCGUUAGCUAAUGUAUUAACGUUACAUGUUUCAUCCCCUCUCGACUGAAAUUGUGUCUGAAGGGAUUGAACUACCUAGCUAGCUAAUAGCUACCACAGCCAGUUCAGCUCUAGCCUCUAUCUAUUGUAUCUGUGAGGUAGCAGUAUCUAACAGCUGUUGUGUGUUUUUAAGAAUGUUUUGUACAGUUUCAACAGAAGUAAAUUGACUUGGGUAGUUUUCGGCAGUUGAUGUACCACCUGAACUAGCCAAAAGUUGGCUAACGUUCGAUAGCUAAUGAGCUCACUAAUUGAAGCUAUUAUUUUUACCUCAAUCACACUAGACCUGAAUCAAAUGAUGAAUACAGCGGCCAAACAAUUUGAAGACCGAUAUUCGGAUGUUUUUUGAAAGUGCAAUGUGUGCUUUUGUUAGUCAGUAGAGCAAUGUUACCAUAUUUAUGUCAGUUUCCUUAGCUAAUUCCCUACUUUUCUAUCUGGCCCGGUAUAAACAGCUCUAAUGUUACAGGCUUCACUGUCAUGGUGCACAGUCAGUACACAACACUAUGCUCAUCAUGUCUUAGCAGGAUGAGAUGGUGACAGGUGUCCCUGCAGGGUCAGACAGCCAGGGAAGACCAGUCUACGGAGCUCAGGUGAUAUUUUAUUUUUUUAUUUUUUUUGCAGUAUAUUAUAACAACCAGUGAAUGGAUACAACGUUCCAUCUUGAGUUGAUGGGUAGGAUACAGUCUGGGAUCUGGGAAUAAUGGUCAUUUCAAUUAUUGAACCAUUGACACUCUUCUUGGAUAAUAUAAUGUAUAAAUGUACACCGAUGUAUUAUUUGUCAUGCCUCAUCUGAGCAGGAUCAGAUGGUGACAGGGGUCUCAGCAGGGUCAGGCAACCAGGGAAGGCCAUUCUGUGAUGUCGCUAUGGUGAACUUUUGCAGAUGCAACACUUUAAAGGCGCAGCACGAUCAUUCCGACGUCUGCAUUGGCCAUGCAGCAUUUACGGGUGACACGGCCUCUGCAGAAGUCAGAGCGUUCAUACUUCUUGCUCUUCGCCGAGCAGCGCAGAGCUGUUGUGAAGGAAGUUGUCAAGGAAGUGAGUUUGUGUUUAUACAGGACCUCCCGCCCUCACCUACCAUCAACUAAUCAUGUCAAUGCGGAGCUAUACGGAGCCAUCCGCAUUGUUACAACAUUUGAGAGGUGCACAGUGAUGCAGUGCAGAGCGCAAUUUGGCCUCUGCGUUCCUUCGGAGGCUUCUCAAUUGUGUCACACCACAUUUUCGGAUCAAGCAUAUUUUGGCUCUUAUUUUCUCUGUGCAUCAAACACUAGACAAUCCAGAAGCUUGAAACUAUUUUAAGGGAGUCUGACAAACCUCUAAAGUUGAUAAAGGUUUUCCCAGUGACACUAAACAUGUAAAACAAAAAUGUGAGGAAGACCUGAGAGACACUAUUGAUGAUGAUGAAUUGAUACAGAUGUGUUUGAAUGCCUCAGUCAUGGUAUGACAUUUGUGCGUCUAUAAUUUUCUCACUCGUCAUUAUUCACUCAUCAUUCAGGAUGAUCCGUAAUCAUUGUAGAAUCCACAUUCAUGUAGAAGUGUUUAGAAACAUAUUCUAUUCUUAUUUACAAUAAAAGUGACCCCAAAGGGGUCUUAUUAGAUUGUGUGCAAAUGAGCUUUAGGUGAGCCCCCCCACACACACACACUUCUAAAACCAAAGUUGUGCCCCUGCCUACAUGGACCCCGGGUCCCCACAUUUCCCUGUCUCCCACACCGAAUAGCAUGAAGCCACAGGGCUUUUCUCGCAGGCUUUAUUUCCUUACCUGGGAGCAUUGCAAACCCUAGGUCAGGCUUUUGGACCUGGUUACAUGUACACUGAACAACACAGCAUCUUUUCAGCAUCAACGACGAAGUUGUCUCUUUUACAAUGGGGUCGAUAUGAAAGUAUUGUAGCGACCCGCACAGACAGCUGUGUGUUAUGUGUUAGGCUAGUAGGUGGUUGUGUUGUACUGACCAGUACCCAGUGUUCGCGGGGUCCGACAUGUCAAUCAACCUGCUAUCUGCCAAUCACGGGAAUGCCUGGAAUGUUCUGAUGCCGGGCAUCCUGGCGGUUGGCGGAGUGGCGUGGAGGGGGGUUGGGCAGGGGGAUGGAGCAUUGGAAGUUAAGACCAGGUUUAGCCUUUGUUCUCUCUCUUACCUCUGGGCUUCACAAGAGAAGGUCACGAUUGGCUUGUUGGUUAUCUUUCAUUUAUUUGGCGUGGGCUACGGCCAAACAGUAGCCUGUGUAAAGUUGGUUUAAUAAACCGUCCAUUCGUAAACUCAAUCCUCUGUCUGGACAGUUGUUCUUUUAUGAUCUAGUCAGGUCAUUACAGUAUGUUGGUUUCCCUCAGUUUGUUGCGGUGGUCGAGGGGAAUUCCUUAUUAUUACGUGAAUACCGACUGGGACUGUAGCGUUAUCAGGCUUGCUGUCCUUGGAACUGUAUAGCAAUCAAAGCACUUAAAAUAAAUAAUAAUUUCACCUUUAUUUAACCAGGUAGGGCAGUUGAGAACAAGUUGUCAUUUACAACUGCGUAGUUUAUUACGUGGGCAUAAAGCAAUUGGAACAGAUGUCGAAGGCAUUUGUCAAGACUCCUGUCUAUUCUUCAAAGAUUAAGCAUAGCGUUUAAAAAAUGUGUGAACACUCUAAACACACAAAUUGUCGACCUGCACUUUUCCAAAAAUAUUUCUGUACAGUUUGU
Molecule: messenger RNA, 9368 nt
Organism: Salvelinus fontinalis (brook trout)
Lineage: Eukaryota; Metazoa; Chordata; Actinopteri; Salmoniformes; Salmonidae
Gene: per2
Product: period circadian clock 2
Exons: 20
Coding region: 332-4216 (1294 amino acids)
Biological process (GO): circadian regulation of gene expression; entrainment of circadian clock by photoperiod; negative regulation of transcription by RNA polymerase II
Cellular component (GO): cytoplasm; nucleus
Molecular function (GO): transcription cis-regulatory region binding; transcription corepressor binding
Source: RefSeq, a predicted model, not a curated record